AUGGCAACAUUGAUUGACGGCAAAGAAUUAGCAAAAUCUAUUCGCGAGAAAUUAAAGCAAGAAAUUACAGAUCUUGCACAGAAAUAUCCCGGCUUCAGACCGCAUCUUGCCAUUGUUCAAGUCGGAUUAAGAGAAGAUUCUACCGUUUAUGUGAAACAAAAGGAAAGAGCUGCAAAUGAAAUCGGGAUUGAAAUUACGUUACAUAAGAAAGACAGCACUAUUAGUCAGAACGAGCUCUUGGAUGCCGUGAAUGAACUAAAUAAUAAUCCAUCAGUACAUGGACUUUUAGUUCAGCUUCCAUUACCAGAGCAUAUAGAUGAAAAAGUAAUUACAGAAGCAGUGGAUCCAAAGAAAGAUGUGGAUGGUUUCCAUGUAUAUAAUAUAGGGAAUCUUGCUAAACGCCACAAUAAACCCAUGUUCUUACCGUGCACCCCAAAGGGCGUUAUCGAAAUGCUUAACUUUAUAGGUGUGGAAAUCGCUGGUCGACGCGCUGUUGUAGUUGGCAGAAGUGAUAUUGUGGGACUUCCCAUGUUUAUGCUUCUAUCAAGAGCUGAUGCCACAGUAACACUUUGUCAUUCCAAAACACAAAAUCUACCAGAAAUAUUAAAGACAGCUGAUAUUCUCGUGGUUGCUAUUGGACAACCCGAGUUCAUUAAGGGUGAAUGGAUUAAACCUGGUGCAGUUGUUAUCGAUGUUGGAACAAAUGCUAUUGAAGAUGAUACGAGGGUAUCUGGAGUUCGAUGGGUUGGUGACGUUGACUUUGUGUCAGCAUCGAACGUAGCCUCUUACAUUUCUCCAGUUCCAGGUGGAGUAGGACCAAUGACUGUAGCCAUGCUUUUGGAUAAUACUGUUCAAAGUGCAAAGAGGUUUUGGAGCAUAGACUAG
This is a messenger RNA of Paraglomus occultum, 885 nucleotides long. The record is from the annotation of a GenBank genome assembly. Lineage: Eukaryota; Fungi; Glomeromycota; Glomeromycetes; Paraglomerales; Paraglomeraceae.